UACUUUAUUUUUUUAUUGCUCAAGUCAAACAUUUUUUCCCCAAGUUUACAUAUUGGGCUGUCUUUCCUCUUCUGAAGAUUCAACUCUGUUUUUCAAGAAGCUAAAGCAACAGGCUCUCCAGAGCCCAGCCCCAGAUGGAAUGAGGAGUGGGAGGGCCUCAGAUUCAGACCUGCUACAAAAUCCAAGUCCUGGAGGACUAGCAGCCUGUGGCAGGGAGCACUACCCAGUCUUCCAGAGGGUGGGGGGCUGAUGCCAAUCCUGGGGGAAGACUGGCAAGAGCAGGAAAACUGGGCCACUAGUGGGGUACAGGGUGAGUGAGAGCUGAGAGUUAUCCAGAGUGACACUUGCCAGGUUUACCCACGCCAUCUACCCUGGCCUUGGGGAAGGGCAUAUCACCCUCAUGUCAUAGAUGAAGAAAGAAUGAAGUGUGAAGUAAUGCAGCCACUCAGUCAAGGUCACACAUUAUGAGAAAUUGGAACCAGCACAUGGAGCUCCGCCACCUUUCCGCGGGGGCCCACUGCAGGGCAGAAAGAAGGCAGAGAAACCCCAAGGGGGGAAGCCUGAUAAAUAAUGGCGGAAGGAAGCCUCCAUUCAGAGGAAGGAGAACAUUCAGGAACUGUGGGGAGGAUGGGACAGCAGCAGGAGGGAGGGUGGCUUUGGGUGGCUGGGAGGGCCAGUCCUGACUCUCCCAGUCGGCAAGCUCACACAGGGUGGAGCUGUGUGCCAGGAAAGAAGGGCCUGGCUUGGGGCUCAGCAAACUGGGUUCCAGGCCUACUUGGGCACACCCAGUUCUGUGACCUAAGCAAAUCCUUUUUCUCCUCUGAGCUUCAGUUUCCUGGUUUGCUGAGCAGAGAGAGUAAAAGCACGCCCUUUGCUGUAUACCUGGGCUUCUGCGCCCUGCAUUUGGCAUGACAGCUGUUUUUUCAAGCGCACCUGCUUGUGCAAUACAGGCGUCAAAAAGCCGCUGAGCAGCGAAAGCGAAAACACCUACAGGGCGCUCCGGAGCCAACGCUCGGACCCACCCACUGGCGGGGCGGCGCCCCAGGACGGGAGCGAGGUGGCUGCGCCCGGGCCCUCUGCGUGUUGACCCUCGCCUCCCGCGCCAGGCUCGACUGGGGGGCGCCCGCAUCCACUGCAGCCUCCGGGGCCAGGGCGAGGCCUGGGAGCCCCGAGACAGCCAUGGCAGAGCCCGCGGCCGAGGACCUGGACGCCCUCAUCGACGACCUCGACUACCUCCCGGGCCACUUCCACCUGGAGAUGCAGCUGAACUUCGAGCCGCGCUCGCCGGCCUCGCUCCGCGCCCGGGACCUGAAGCUGCAGCGGGACGGCCUGCGGCAGGAGCUGGAGCUGGCGGCCGCCCCGCAGCGCCCCGCCGUGCGCCACCUCCUGGGCGCCUUCGCCUUCUACCUGGAGGAGCUGGACGAGGCCCGCGAGCGCUUCCUCGAGGCUGCCCGCGAGGACCCGGGCAACCUCAACGCCUGGGCCAAUCUGGCACACGUGUACGGGCGCCUGGGGCAGGAGGAAGAGGAGGAGGCGUGCGCCGGGCGGCUGGCAGACCUCAUGGGCCUGGAGGGGGACCGCGGAGCCGCCGGAGACCCCCAGCUCCGCGCCGCGCGUUGCCUGGCGGAGCAGGGCUACGCCCACGGCUUCGAUGUGGGCUGCGCUGGUCCGGAAGAGCGCGCGCGAGUGCUGGAGGCCGGCAUCGCCCUGUACGACAAGGCGCUGGGCUACGCACAGCAGAUCCCGAUGGAGGAGAAACGGGGCUGGUACUUCACCAUGGCAACGCUCUUCAUCAGGUUAGAUGGCAUCUUCCUGGAGCUGGGCAGCAAGGAGCAGAAGAGGCUCCCAGCCUUCAACCGCACGCUGGCCCUGCUCCGGCAAGUCCUCAAGUCCUCAGACCCCUACCACCAAGCUCUGGCCUGGUGCUACCUCGGGAUGCUGCUGGAGAGAAAAGACACCUUCUCCACCACCCCCAUGGGCAUCCACGACUGUGGGUACUCAGGGACUGACCCCCUGGACUGCUUUGGCAAGGCCAUUGAGAUCGCCAAGGACAAACCCCCCAUCCUGAAUCGCCUGGCCAAAAUCUUCCACUUCCUCGGAAAGCAGGACAUGGCCAUUGGCACCUGCAACAUGGCCCUGGAUGUCCUGCGGGAUCCGGAGCUCAACUGGCAGGCGUACUGCACAAGGGCCAAGAUCCACAUCAGAGCCUACCUGCACGACCUGGAGCGAGGCAAGAUGGGGCUCGGGGGCUUGCCUGACAGGAAUCUCCUGGCCUGUGCCAAGGCCGACCUCGAAGAAGUGGUCAAGGUGUGCCCAGGCCUCAAGACCUACCUCGACAUCGGCCAGGUCUACUACUACAUGGGCGUGGACGCCGUGCAGGAGUUGCUGGCGGUGGACGAGGCGGCGUUGAACCAGGCGCUGGUUUUCCUGGCCAAGGCUGCCGAGUUAGAGCUGGGUGCCACGCUGCCCGAGCUGCAGCUGCUGCGGGGCAAGUGCCUGCGCAUCAAGGGCGGAGCCAACGCGGCGGCCUGCUUCAAGCGCGCGGUGGAGCUGGACGACGCGGGCUCCAGCCACACCGAGGGCUUCGGCUGCCUGCUCGAGGCGCUGCUGGCGCAGUGGAGCCAGGCACAGCUCAGCGACGGCGAGCUGGGCCGCGAGGUGGACGCGUGGCUGCGCCGCGCCCAGGACAAGUACCGCGCGCGCUUGCGCCAGGAGCUGCAGCGCGUGUGGCGCGGCCACACCAGCGAGGUGCUGGGGCUGGCCCGAGCCUUGGUGGCCCAGGGACGGCUGGCGCUGGUGCGGCUGCUCUUCGAGACCAUGGAGCGCCAGGGCGCGGGCGCGGGUGCACGGAGGGGCCGCCGUGCGUUCUCGUUGUGAGGGGUGCGGUCCGAGCCCUGUUUGUCGAGGCCACGCCUGCAAAUGCUGGGACCUGUCCUGAGUUUGACUUGGGGUUGCCCUGCCACAGGCUGGCAAGGAAGCAGAGCCUAUCAGAUUCUCUUUCGGGAACUGCAAAUG
This is a messenger RNA of Sus scrofa (pig), 3015 nucleotides long. RefSeq names its product tetratricopeptide repeat domain 22 (gene TTC22). Gene Ontology annotation, molecular function: protein binding. NCBI's taxonomy places the organism in Eukaryota, Metazoa, Chordata, Mammalia, Artiodactyla, Suidae. The record is from RefSeq and is a predicted model, not a curated record.